UCUCCUGACGAAUGGACAACAACAACAAUGCAGGCAAGGGCUGGCACUGGCUUCUUUUCAAGGCCGGCCCUUCCCGUCGUGGCGCAGAAAACUCGCUCCUGGGGUGACCUGCACUUGCCCGCUUUAAACAUCAACGCUUCUCAAACACAAACGAUAAAGUAGUCAGCGAAUGGACAGCUAUUGUUCGACAUGAACAUCAGCAUCUGGGAAAGCGCGCACUGACGUAUAAAGUAUUGUUGCAACUGUCUUGCUACUGAUGCCCGGCGCGUUUUCAAUUUAUGCGAAUGCUGAGUACGAACCCUCUGUCCCAGAGUUCGAUUGUUUCAUAAGCAACGCCGCCAACUGUACAGCCAACCUAAAUGCCCUUUAAAUCUUACGAUUGCAAUCGAACAGCGCUCAGGUCCCUAGGAUCGUACACAGGAGGGCAUAGGACGGACGGCAGUUAACUGCAUCAAACAGAGCCGACCACAAUGCGAUUUUGAGGGAUCACAAAAAGGGUUUCGUGCUGCAGCCUCUCAUCAGUGACUGAUGAAGUGGCCUGCGUCCUAAUGAGUUCCCCAAAUUGAGACAAAGGAUUAGUACUAUUGGCAUAGUUACGGUUGCAGAAAAUCUAAGGCACUGCCUACCUCAGCCUGUAAGUGCUUACUUUUAUACAAUGGUAUCUCUAAGCUUCUCACCUUUACAGAGAUUUAAAGAAGUCCUACUUUUAAAUAUCUAUUAAUUCUAAUAAAUUCCAAUACGUAAUUAUUGCCGCCAGACCAAAAGUGCAACCAGGAAAGCUUCCUUCGGAAUACCUCUCAGUGAAACAUGGACUGAAGUAAUACCGCCGCGAUGAUCUUACCUUUUGUGGACACUUUGUCCUAUUAAGAGGACGUACAACGGGCGAUCUUGUGCAUGUCAAUCGGCGCUUUAUAUUGCAAAAGAGAGCCUUUCUGGCGGAAAUUGGAAAUCAGAGGACUGAACCUGUUAUCGCUACUGUGCAGUGUGUCUGUGUUAGGCGUUGCUGGAUUCUUACGAGAUUUUAUUUACUCAGGAUUCAAUAGCGCAGAAGAUGAGAUUAAAACUAUUGUUGUUACUGCUUUACGUGAAAACAUCAUUAGCGGAUGACAUUCAAAGCUUACCGCCAACAGCAACAGGGAAAGAAGGAAAAAAGAAAAUUGUUAGGAACCGGCCAGAAACACUUCCUGCUGCCUCUGCACCAUCACCUGUAAAUGGUGAUAACUACAAUUUUGGCUAUGAAAUCGGAGAUGGAGAUAAGUCGCACAAGUUUCACAAAGAAGUUGGCGAUGGAAACGGACGAAAAAUUGGCUCUUACGGAUUCACUGAUGCCGACGGCCGCCAGCGCGUUGUCCAAUACGUUGCUGAUGAAAAUGGGUUUCGUGUACAAAUCAAAACGAACGAACCCGGUACUAACUCGCAUCAGACUGCAGCUUCACUUGUGCAAAAACGGCCAACGAUCGUACUCCUCGAUGACAAGGAUUCGCCUAUGACUCUUCCUGUCAAGACUUCAGUGAAGCUACGCGAGCCUUCAGUGAAGCUUAAGGGCUCUCUGUUUACAGCGUCGUCCUUUCAUGCACCUGUGUUACCGAACGGCCCGGUGAGGAUGUAUGAAACAGGAAAAUCAGUUUACUUUUCAAGCCCGGCUUCUCAAAGUAUUGAGUACAAGCCACAUCCAAAGGCUAUUCAGAUCGGGCCUCUUCUUAAUAUAAUCGGAACUCCAAUCACAAUGCCGAUGCAAAGCCCGAUUCUUCCUUUGGGGCCAGUGAAGGUGGCACGCUAUGAUCCAACAGGACCUUUGGUGGUACCACUGAAGUAUCAAGCACCCAUCCCGAUUCCUAACAACUACCUGGAACAAACACCUUUAACUGUCGUACAGCACUCUUCGCCAACCUUCGAACCGCUGCGAAUUAGCUCCACUAAGAAGCAGUCCGAAGGUCACCCGUCAAUAAUCCGCAAAGAGAACUUUCAAGCUAAUUCCCCCAAAUUUGACCCCUCAAAAUUUAACAUUCUUUCUUCUAUGUAUCAAACUACGCUUCUACCAAAUGGUCCAAAAAUGUAUGAUGGGCCUGUACAUGCAUACGUUCGAGCACCUCUUAAAAGCCCGCCGCCCAAUCGAUUGAUUUAUGAUGAUCCACCGAAAAAGUCACUGCCACGAAGAAAAGUCCUUCGCAAAAAAAAACUAAACCUAAACUCUGAUGAAGGUCUCCAGACCACGGAAAACGGACUGGAAUUAAGUCAGACCAUUCGUGAUCAAUCUACUGUUUUUUACGUACCUGCAGAACACGCUCCUCCCGUAAGGCGAAGAUUGGCGAAACCAAUCUUUAAAAAGAAGCGCCAGCCUCUUCAGCAUGGCGAUGGAACACCGGCAAGGGAACUUAACUCACCACUCACUGGUUCUAAACCUGUUGUAUACGACGAUCCAGUUGGUGAUCUUAAACCAGUGCCGCUAUUCGAAGGCUCGUCAGUUACUGGGUUUCUACCCCCACCAGGAAAGCUGGCUGGUCCUUCUGAAGCCUACAAGCUAGUUCGGCCACCAAAAACUGCAUCUCCAGAGCCUAGCCCUCUUAGCCAACCGGUGGUGCAUUCCGUAGUGGCAGUCCAGGCUUCCCUUCAUGACCAAGCUACGCCUGUAGCUCCGCCACGUCGGACGCCAACUGCUGUUGUUGUCCAUAAGCCCACCCCUCAAUUAUCACCAAGUGGUUCUCAGACUGGUUUAAUAGGUCAGAGUUACCCGUCAGCGCCGUCUCAUUUACAACCUAAACCUCUUUACCAAACACGUCUUAAACAGCCCGCAACGCCUCAGUUUCAAUCCGUUCUUCAAGCAACUCCAGGCACGGAAACCCUGAAGAUUCCCUUAUAUCCCAAGCUGACUGAGAUUGAACGGGCUGCGGCAUUGAAGCUUGCUCAGCAACCGCUUCAUAUCCAACUACCUUUGAAAGAGGUGCCAUUGCAAGCAAUCGAUCAGCAGAGGCGUCCGGAGUUAAAAAUCGUGCCUCAACAGCGAGAAUUUCCUCGACACCACGUAGAACCUGAAACUAUUCACGACGCACCAGCACCUAACCUUGGAUAUUAUCGCCAGUCAGAACCCGUACAGUUUCCUCAAGCUAGCUCUCCUUCAGGUCUUCCGCAAACUCCUUUGCAAGAAUAUUUCGCUAAGCAAGCGCCAACAUUUCUCCAAAAUCAAGAGGCAAUCGUUAGCAAAUUCACCAAUACAGCUCUGACUGUCCCAGCGCCACGUUUUGAACAGUACAAGACUACGGAGGCUAGUUUUAAACAUGCCGAGGCCAACGUACAUCAUCAGCCCCAACAUGACCGCCACCACCAAGCGCCACUUUAUACGAGACCCCCGCAAGUAUCGCAACAACUCCCUAGCGGCCAUGCAGCAUUUAUUCCUACACAGUUAGCUUCGCAGCAUUUACAUAGCCAGUCAGCGCUUCAAAUUGCAGCUCGCGUACAUCCUAGACCCCAUAUCGCUUACCAUCAAGGAACAUCCCCAGACAACAUCCAGGGACCCUCGCCUCAAGCUUCACUGUCUCCAGAAACGUUUAAUGAUCCUCCAACUGCGGUCCCUCCCCCUUCGCUGCAACCCUUUUCCCUAACCAAUCAAGGACCAGGCGUCUUCCAAGAGCCACAAACUCUUCAGGAUGCGCCACCUUCCAAUCAUCAACAGCGUUCUCCUUCUAUCGUUCCACCUUCGCAGCCACCACAUAUUCACACCACUCCAGAGCGCUAUGCGAAAUCUCCUCAAAUUCCGCAAUCGCCAUUUCCAGCAGCUCCAGUUUCCUCUACACAACAUGCACCCUCACAUCCAUCGCAACACCUUCCUUCGCAGGUUCUUCCCCCACACUACCAACAGCCACCUGUGGCCACGUUUCAGCCACAGCAUCAGACUCAACAGCACCCACCCACUCAGUUACUUCAAACAACCCCGCAGCACCUGUCGGCUCCGCAGCAGGUUGCAAGAGCCCAUGGCCUACAAGAGGAACAUUCGCAGACGCUACAGACACCGCUGACUCAACAAUUGUCGCAUACUUCUUUACAGCAUUUGCAAGGCGGUGCGCCGAGCUUGCAGCAUUUACUUCCACCCAACUUGCAGCAACCUCUACAGGCCCUGAACAUUGGCUCUCAACAACACCUGCUAACCCAUGGUCGAUCAUCGCAAUACCAAGUUCUCGCCCAACCUAUUCCGCAGCAUAUCGAAACGCGUUCGCCUCCCCAGUUUCGGUCUAUCCCACAAACUCAAUUGUUUCAUUCAACCCCUUCACCAUCAGCGGUGUCGCAACUCGGACCACAUGUAAUUCGGUCGACCCAGUUGCAACAUCAACCAGCUCAACUUCUUCAGUCACAGCCCCUUCUUCACCCCCAGCUGCAGGAGCAGCCAGUGCAGUUCAGACCACUACCCCUGCACUUCGAAGCUCAGCAAGGGCACAUCUCGCUACAGCCGCAGGCGUCUUCGCAAGAGGACGUCGUCAAGACGACGAAUACGCAGGCUCUUCAAGCAUCCGUGGGUGAUUUUCAAGCUCAAACCUUUGUCGCUGAGCCAUCACGAAGACCGAAAUCGUUGGCAGAUCAUUCUCCAUUCGAGUAUAUCAAAAAGUCUUCUAGAUAGAAUAAAAUGCUGAUGACCCUCAUUCAUGCUAAUCAAUUAAUCGACAAUUCAAUCACACCUUUACACCAUUUGCCAUAGCCGUGGUAUAAUACUGCACCGCAGAAGGCAAAUGUAAUAGAUACAUAAUAGAUGGCGACAAUGACCUAAUACGAAGUCGACGACGCUAAUAGACCUGCGACGUAUAACGCUCAUUAGGCUGAGGCCUCAUUAACGAGCUAAAUCUAUCUAUUAUACAAAUACCUACGUAGAACAUCUAUGUAUAGUAGCUCUAUAGAUUAGAUAAAAUACAGAAUGUCAAUCAGGCCAAGAGCGCCUCCAGUUUUGCCUAACUUUUCACUUGUAUUUACGAAACGUCAGAUUUACUCUACUUCACAAGUAUAGCUCUACCUUUUCUAGACCAGCUGAAGGACUGACCGCUAGAUAAACUAUUGAGGAAAAGGGUAAAUACAUUGGUUAAUUAGGACACCGACCGUUCCAUUUGUAACACUGCAAGUAUACUAGCCGCUCGAAAAUUAUUUAUUUACCAACGUUAUGCGGCGACCAUACAAACGGCUUUUUUGGUUUUUAUGAAAUUGUCACGCGAUGGUCUGAGUGGUUUUCGACCAGCAGGGAGGUCAAUGGCCGUCUGCUGCCAUGCGAUAUCUAGUCCGGUUGCCGUUUAUCGAACGAUGAAGAUACUACCAUCUGACAAAGUAUCACUCCUUGUUUCGACGAGCUGAACACCAUAAGCAUUGUCGUAAAGCGUUACAACUUUUUAGGGGUCCGCUGCCAUGUGCAUAACGCUUAGAAUAGAUCACGCUUCCGAUCAAAUCGUUCGUUGCUGAGGCGCUGAUGGCACAACAUCAGACUGCGUGUAGAUAUUCCCUUUUGACUAGCCAGCAGAAAGGUACAACCAUUCCGAAGCCUUCAAUGAGAGCUUAAUUGCUGCUUUCCACCAGGCAGUCAGUCAUCCUUUGAACGUGCCCCGAUAGUCGGAACCCACAAUGCCGAUUAAGUGCCGAUAAUUUGUGAUUUUGUCAUCGAUCGACGGCCAAGUAGCCGAACGGAGGGACACUAGGGAGUUAGUGAACUCGACACACCCAUGCGAUGACCGCCAUUGUCAACGAACCCGUCUCUGGUUAUCGACUAUUAUUACGUCCGGGUGACGCUCCUAAUGGAGAGGUUAUGCCUGAGCUAGGAACUUCAUUGAUCCAUAAACGCCGAGAAAUUCGGACCGCAGUGACAUCAUCGCCGAUUACUUUAGGUGCUUUCAGGAAAAAAGCGAGGCGUUCGAACGAAGUUACAUUGAGCGAUCUGGAAUAUACAAUGCGUGGAACGGUGGUGCCGAAAUUCGCGUUCUAGGUAGAUUCAUAAGCCAGAUAGAUCUAUUGGAACAUGCUUUUAUAGUCGUACAAGCCAGUAGCUGUCAUCAGGUCCAGUACCGCACACAGUGACAACAAUGGAAAACAAACAUUUAAAAAAACAUCCUUGGCCAUGAUGUGGUCAUAAUCGCUAUUCAUCGAUCAACAGCGCCACUCAACAUAAGCCUUAAACGCAACGCCUAUGAACCAUCAGCCUAAGUAUAUGCCACCUGCUUACGCCACACUGACCAAUCAAUCGAAAGCGUAACGGUACGUAUGUUGGCGAUGUCAACUGUCAUCACUUCCUGUGAACCGUAGAUGAUUUGUCUGCUAUCACUGCGGUGCGCGUUCGACAGUUACCCGUCCAUCGUUUUCGAACACAUUUUAUCAACACUCUAUACAGACAGGUCGGCAGACAAUAGGACAGACGAUGGUACACUUAAUGAUAAAGCAUCUUUAUGUACGAUGGUAUCAAUGAAGAGUCUCAGCAGUGCCAACGGCUCAUUCACAUUUAAAGGUUAAAUAAAGCGUAUCUUGAAUAUAUCUCUCAACGCCAUGGUUUAUUUAGUUCUCUCCUAUCUCGUUUCGGCUUCGUGGGUGAACAUUCUCCUCGAGCUGAUUUUUCGGUUACUGAAAAGUUUUAACUAUACUAAGUAAACAGAUGCUUUGAGCAGCAAAAAUGCUAAUCGCAGUCGAUAGUAGCAGAGACAAUGCCAUCAAAUAAAGCUUAACUAGUAGUUAACUUACUUCCGAUCUGCUUGGGACAAUCGAACUUACACAAAGUUAAAGCUUGGAAGCGGUUCUCACUGAACAGUACCCUAGCUUAGCUUUAAUCAAUCGUAUUCUACCGAGACCCCAAUAUGGCUUUUGUGCCCAGUACAUGAGACGGCUUUUCGAGCCAACGCUUUCUUUCGAAACCGUAAACGAGCCAGCGCCACGUACAUUUAGAACUAAAAGACUAUUUCUCGCUUUAUUUUUUUAUGGAGUUGCCACUUGAGACCAGCAAUCGUUUCGUUCAAAUGUCCCUCUUAUAUAUAUAUAUAUAUAUAUACUUAUAUAUAUAUGGCUCCCAUGAGUAGAGGAACAGGUGUAGGUAGUAUUAUUGCGUUAUAGUGAGAACGAUCAGAUGCGACCUUGAGCAUGUAGAAGCAAGUUUUAAUAUAUUCAAAAGCUUCCGUACAGAAUCCAAGAACCAUUAUCGAACAAAUUCACUUGACCCCCCGAAAUUUAUCGCCCCCCACGCCUAAACUCUCUGUUCUUGUAAGGUUCUGCUCACAGUAGUAUACAGUAAUUUCUCGUCUUGCCUUUCGUCCUUUUUUUACCUUUCCAACAUGUAUAUAUAUAUAUAUAUAUAUGUAU
Molecule: messenger RNA, 7308 nt
Organism: Varroa destructor (honeybee mite)
Lineage: Eukaryota; Metazoa; Arthropoda; Arachnida; Mesostigmata; Varroidae
Cellular component (GO): extracellular matrix
Source: RefSeq, a predicted model, not a curated record